Molecule: messenger RNA, 5279 nt
Organism: Delphinapterus leucas (beluga whale)
Lineage: Eukaryota; Metazoa; Chordata; Mammalia; Artiodactyla; Monodontidae
Source: RefSeq, a predicted model, not a curated record
GAUAUUGAGCUGCAUGGGCUGCUUGUAAAUUUUGGAGAUUUGACUUAUGCGUGAGGUCUUGAAAUUCCCAUGAUUUUGCACAAGGGACCCCACGUUCUCAUUUUGCAGAUGACGUAGCCGGUCCUGGCCAGUGGUGACUCCACACUUGUCACAACACAGGAAGGAGGUCCUGGAAGCCAUUCUGAGAGAACUUAUUUCCCUGGGUACUUGACUUGAAAAUGCCUGAGUCCUUGCCCUCAGCCGUGAGCAGUCAGAGGACAGGGGAGAGCCCAGGAAGGGAAGGAAGAGAGUGGGAAUACAGAGCAGAAGGGGACCCCCAGAACAGCCCUUCGGUGCCUCUGGAGGGGCAGUUUCUGCCUUCCCAGGGCAUCUAUGACCAGAUGCAUUGACCUUCACUAAGACAAGCCAGGCUGUGGGGAGGGACUGCAGAGGCACCCAGGAAAGGUGAAGCUGUGUGGGCCUCGUGUGCAGUGCACCGUCUCACUCCAUCCUGCUGGAAGCUGGGGUCCACAUAGGCCUGACCUGCUUCCUGCUUGCAGCACAUGGUCUCUUGGAGGCCGACCCUGAGACCCUGGGGUUUGCAGGUCUUUGUUCUGGUAGAAGAAAGAGGGAGGAUGUGCCUUCUCAGAUGUACCUGAGGCAUCCAGAGUCCCCUCUGGGGAGAGGACACCCUCUUAGGCUCUCUGGGGGCAGGCCUGGCCUGCGCCCCUAGCUGCCCUGUCUAUACCCAUGUCCCCAGUAAAAUCCCACUCAGGGGAAUGGUACUCACGCCCACCAGUCUGCUACAUGUCUGGGGCUGGCCCUAAGCCUGAUCCUCUUCUGCAAAGCUCAGGCACCCUCCCACUCAGCCUCCACCUGGGCCCGGCCCACCUUGUCACACAGCCCCAGAUGCUGCGGAGAGGAGCUGGUUAGGCGUUUGAUCAAGGUGAGGUAGUGCUGCCCUCCUGCUAGCUGCUCUCCUUCUCCAAGGCCCGUGCCUGGGAAAUCCCAGCCUAGCUGAGGGCUUUCCAGGAGGACAUAAUCUCCCCAGCUCUUUGCUUCACAUGAAGUGGUACAAGGGAAAAGAGGAAGCUGACCCUGAGCAGAGGGUCCUGACCUUCAUCCCUGACCCAAAUUCCCACCCUCACAGCAGCCAUGGCUGCCUUCCCUGCUCACUGCAGAGGGCAGGAGGGGGGUCUGAAUUCCAGCCCCUUGUCCCUGUAGAAGGGCGAGCGUGGUGGGUUGAGUCGGGGGCAGUUGAUCCACGUCCAGGUCUGUCAUUUUUCAGAGGGUGGGAGGGCCUUGUUGGAAUGAUAUUGCCUGUGGGUCUCAUUUUACUUAUCAGCUGGUCAAAUCAGAGAGCUAGUGGGUGUCCCCACAGUUGGGGACACAGCAGCCUAGGGUCCAGUUCUCUUUCCCAUAAAGUGUCUGGACAGGAAGGAUGGCUGAGAGGAGCAAAGGAGUGGGUGAUGUAGGGUCAGGGCUCAUACAUGACUUUGUUGGGGUGAAGGGUACAUGAGGAUUUCUCAAGGACCAGAUGUGGAGUCAGGGGCAACCUGCCUGGGGACAAGGGCUGUGAUGCCUCUCCUGAGAAGACCUCCGCUCUGAUAGGCUAUAAGGACUAAACCAGGAAAGCCAGAUGCUGGAGGCAUGAAAGGCAGGCCCCCCAUUACAGGAAGUGCAGUGUGAGGACCUGGCAGAGGACCCUACACGGGAUCCAGGGAGGAUGGGGAAGGGGACUUCAGUCUGAAGGGUGAGCAAAUGGAAAGGCCCAGAGACAGGAAUGCACAGGGAGGGUUUCAUAAUACCCAGUAACCAUGUGUAUUGCUAAUUAUUUGCUACUGUAAUCACCUUAUUUUCCUCCCUUGACUUGGGGAAAGGACACAGCUUGACCAAGAGGCCACUGGGGCAACACCUGGACUGUGAAACCAGGUUGCACAGAAGCCCACCUCUCCUUCCUUCUCCAACGCUGAGUGCGCAACCAGCGCCAUCCUUCCCGGUUGCCACCUUCUGAGGUGCCCUGGCCAUGCCCCCAAGAAUCCCGCAGGCCGGCUGAGUCCAGGAGCUACCCCAGGCCUCACAACCACAUGGUUAUUCCUCCAGAAAACUGUACAAGAAUCUCCUUCUUGGCCUGUGGCCCCUCUAUUGCUUUGGCCCAUGAUCUUUCCGGCUGUGUUCUCACCAACUCCCACACUGACCCCCCAGCCUGGUGUCUCAUCCACAGCACUGGACAGGGAGCCACUUGGGGUCAAAUCAGAAGAGACUUCCUGAGGCUGUGGGAGCCAAGAGGAGGAGGUGCCAUUUCUGGAUGGAGGUCAGGGCGGAAGGGCAGGGCAAGCAGAGGGACCAGGCGCAGAGAUGGGGAAGAGCAGGGGCUCAGCGCUGUCUGAGUGGUUGCGGUGGAUGGGGCAGCCUGACACCUGAGGCCUGCAGGGCAGGGGCUGAGGACAGCAGGGAGCAUCAAGACCCAGACCCCGAUGCCCCUGCCUCAAGGCAGCGGGGGAAAUGGCCCAAUCAGUGCUUGGCAUGAGCCCCAGACAAUGGUGUGGAGGGCAGACAGUGGUCUGGGGAGAGCCUGGAACCAGAGAAAGUGGAGUCCGGAGGCUGUGGUUGCGCUUGCGAGGAGAGAAGACGGUGGUAGGAGCUGGGCUGGGCUGGUGGGAGGCCAGAGGGAGUGUCCUUAGGAGGAAGAAGGAGCAGGUGGGGCUCCCAGGCUUUCAGCUCAGGGCUCCUGCAGUGGCACCCAGCCAACAGCAGCCAACAGCUCAGUGCGGACAACCAGGGGCACUCAUGGGAGUCUUGAGCUCAGAGAUAGAGACCAGUGAUGUGUGUCCUUGAAAACUGGUAUCUUGAGAAGGGGUGUCCCCAGGAAUGUGUGAGGACUGAGAGGAGAAGCAGCCCGGAUGCAGCUGUGCCAGCCCUGCCUCUUAGGAGGAGGGUCCUUGGAGGAGACCGAGCAGGAGCCACGGGGGAGGCAGGAGGGCACCCAGGAGAGUGGCAGCAGGGGACAAUCGGUCAAGGGCCAUUUCAGGAGGACAGAGGCGUCUCUAGAAUCCGUAUAGUUGAAGACAAGGCUUGAGUGUGAAUUUGGAUCCAGUGAGGACUGGCCAGCCUGCAGUGGCCUUGAGUGUGAGAGGCGGCACUGAAUUGGGGUCCCAGUGCAGAUGACCCCUCCCAUGCUUGGUUGAGGAGGGGUCAGGGGGACAGGCCAUGUCUGGUGGGGACCCGUGGAGAACUAUUUAACCGAGAAAACAGUGAGGAUGAAUCCAGGACAGGAGACAGAGGGAGCCAAGCCCCUGACUGGCUGAGGGCUGGGCCCGGAGGACAGGAUGCUGGAGGUUGAAGUCUGCCUAGGGACAGGCUGGGCGGGUAAGACUCUAGAAGGAGUUGGUACUGUCCUUCAUUCAUCAAACUUUAACUGAGUGCCUCUAGGGUUCCAGGCAGUUCCUGGAGUUGGAGGUCGGUGUUGAAUACACUCCUUUACCCUGUUCCUGCGGAGGCCAGAGUGUGGAGUCAGAGGGGACGUAAGACAGAGCCUGGUCUUCCAUCUCCUGGAGGACUCAAUGUUCUUGAGCAACCCUGCCUAUGACACUCCCCAUGGGCCCCAGGAGAGGCCAAGAUGUUGUCAGGGAGAUGGAGAAACCAUUUCUUCACCUUCCACAGGAGGCUUCCCGCUCCCACUGCCCAGCAAUCCCGUGAGGCAACAGCAGGGGCUGAGGCAAGUCCAGCUCACAGCUGGGGAGGAGAUCAGGUGUGGGGCAGGUCAGGAAGAUGCGUAGUUGGGCCAUUGCAUCAGGCCCAGGAGGGGCAUAAAGGAGGGUCCUGCAUGCUGGGAGGAGGCCGACUUGGGGACCAUGGAGACUCAGAGGGCCAGCCUCGCCCUGGGGCGGCGGUCACUGUGGCUACUGCUGCUGGGACUAGUGGUGCCCUCGGCCAGCGCCCAGGCCCUCAGCUACAGGGAAGCUGUGCUCCAUGCUGUGGAUCGCCUCAACGAACGGUCCUCAGAAGCUAAUCUCUACCGCCUCCUGGAGCUGGACCCGCCUUCCAAGACCGAUGGUGACCCGGACACCCCAAAGCCUGUAAGCUUCACAAUGAAGGAGACCGUGUGCCCCAGGACAUCGCAGGAGCCCCAGGAGAAUUGUGACUUUAAGGAGAAUGGGCUGGUGAAACAGUGUGUGGGGACAGUCACUCUGGACCAGGUCAAGGGCCAAAUGAACAUCACCUGUGAUGAGCCCUUGAGACGGGAGAUGUAAUUGGCCCCUGCUGGGAGGUCUGCAGGCCUUGUCAGUGCCUUCAAAAGUGAUUGACUGGUAAGAGGGUCUGCUCUUUGACCAUUAGACACCUCAGUCCUAAGGUUUAGGAAGUGCAAUGGUGCAGAGGCAGGAAAGCAAAGGGAGGAUUACAGACACCCAGUAACCAUGUGUAUUGCUAAUUAUUUUCUACAGUAAUCACCUUCUUUUCCUCCCUUGACUUGGGGAAAGGACACAACUUGACCAAGAGGCCACUGGAGCAACACCUGGACUGUGAAACCAGGUUGCACAGAAGUCCACCUCUCCUUCCUUCUCCAAGGCUGAGUGCGCAACCAGCGCCAUCCUCCCCGGUUGCCACCUUCUGAGGUGCCCUGGCCAUGCCCCCAAGAGUCCCGCAGGCUGGCUGAGUCCAGGAGCUACCCCAGGCCUCAUAACCACAUGGUCAUUCCUCCAGAAAACUGUACAAGAAUCUCCUUCUUGGCCUGUGGCCCCUCUAACACUUUGGCCCAUUAUCUCUCCCAGUUAUUCUCUGUCCAUCCUCCAGCACCAGUGCCCUAAGUUCUUUCCCAGGGUUGACUCCUUUAUCAGCCCUCAUCCUUGAUCAGCCACCAGAGGUGUGUGCUUUCCCAGGACAAAUUUACUGAGAGAAAAAUGGAGGCACAAAGAGACUGAGAGCUUCUUCCCCAAAAGUAAACAGCAAGUGAGGGGCAGAGCUAGGACCUGAUGGACUCUGGCUUCAGGGUCUGUGCCCUGGACCAUUUUAUGGCAUGUCAGUCAUCAGAACCAACUUCCCCAGGACCUGUCCCAUCUGUCCUGACCCCAGGAGAGCAGAAGAUCCACUUUCUGGAGGAGUUCCCAUUUGUCUUCAGAGGACACUGUCCAGAUCUCCUGUUCCUUGUAGAACAGCUGAGAAGGGCACUUUUGGAGCCCGGGUGCUCCUGUCUUCCCUGGCUCAGCUUCUGGUGCCCGUUCUGUGGGAGGGCCUGGGUCAAUCCUGAGUUUCCCUUCCUUAUUCUUUUUUUUUUGGGGGGGGGGGCGCUGCACCGCGUA